AAGGGACAGCGACGCCAUGAUGAGUGCCAAAGUGAACAUGGAGGCUCCACCCAAAGAACCUGACCGCACACCUUUGGACCCGUCCUCCUCCGCCUCCUUGUCCUCCAGCGAGGCCGUCCUCGUGUGUGGGAGUGAUGGUGUGGCCAAGAAGGCUCGUCCCCAAACCCACACCACCACAGCUUUCCUCCUCCCAGCUCCUGCUGCCGGCCAUCAGAAGCUGGAGGUGACUCCAGCCAUAUCCGUUGGAGACGCAGGUAAAGGAGGCCGGGCCAAUGAGACGACCACCCUGACAGCACAGGUGGGCGGGGCUUGUAGCAUCGUCCACGUCCUGGAGUGGAAGGAGGGGAUGGCCAUCCUGCCAAGCAGCAACCUCAAGUUCUGUGUGAGUGACGUAGGUACCCUGAGCACGCUGAUCAGCCCGGGGACGACCAGCAGCACCGAACCAGCAGCCGGGACCUCUGGGAGACCUUGUGACGCAGAAACUGCUCCAUCAGAAAGGCCAGAUGUGUUGGCUCCUGUGGGCUCAGUGAGAGGAGCCGUGGAGCCGGAGAGGUUUGUGCCGGUGGUCAAACAUGAGGUCCAGGUGGGACCGGGACAUCAGAACCACGAUCCCCGAGCUCAGAGGAGCUACACCGAGGAGCUGCGCAGAGAGCCAAUCACUGACAAGAGGAGUAUCGGGGUGGAGAAGGUGCCAGCAGGCGGGAGGGUCUCCUCUCUUAACCCCGACCACCUGAAGCCCAUGAGGAAGAGGAAGAGGAAGGAGUACCUGAGUCCCUCUGAGGAAGACUCUGACAUCGAAGGCACGGAUGAGAAGACGGAUGAUUCUAAAGCAGACUGCAGGCUCAUCAGAGGAGCUGGAGACAGUAAGACAGAGCAGUGGACGUGGGCUCAGUAUCUGGAGGAGACCAAAUCUGUUGCGGCGCCCAACAACCUUUUCCAGGAGACACAGAGAGUGCCAACAGUGAAGAACGGUUUUAAGCAGGGGAUGAAGCUGGAGGGAAUCGACCCGCAGCAUCCGUCCAUGUACUUUGUUCUCACCGUGGCCGAGGUCUGUGGUUACCGGCUGCGGCUUCACUUUGACGGCUACUCCGACUGCCACGACUUCUGGGUGAACGCCAACUCCCCCGACAUCCACCCCACAGGCUGGUGUGAGAGCACGGGACACAAACUGCACACUCCCAAAGGCUGUAAAGAGGAGGAGUUUACCUGGGCCAACUACCUGAGAAUGACUAAAGCACAAGUGGCGCCCAAAGAGCUGUUUGCCAGUCUUGGGAGGGUUGAUGUGAAGAGCAGUUUUGAGAUAGGAACGAAGCUUGAGGCAGUGGACCGUAUGAACCCCUCCCUCAUCUGCGUGGCCACCGUCACUGAUGUGGUGGACGACCGCUUCCUGGUGCACUUUGACAACUGGGACGACACGUACGACUACUGGUGUGAUUCCAGCAGUCCAUACAUUCACCCGAUUGGUUGGUGCCAAGAGAGGGACCUCCCACUAACACCACCCCAAGAUUACCCAGACCAGGCCCGGUUUAUCUGGUCUCAGUACCUGGAGGAGACUGGGUCCAAGGCGGUGGCUGCAGACGCCUUCAAAGUGCGUGCGGCCCACAGCUUCCAGACUCAGAUGAAACUGGAGGCCGUGGACAAGAGAAGCCCCGGUCUGAUCAGAGUGGCUUCAGUGAUGGAAGUGGAGAUUCAUCGCAUUAGGGUCCAUUAUGACGGCUGGAGUCACGUCUAUGAUGAGUGGAUGGACUCAGAUCACCCCGACAUCCACCCAGCAGGCUGGUGUGAGGCGACCAAUCACCCGCUCAAAGUUCCCCCGCGGGACUCCAAAACACAGCAGCCGCACGGGAGCAGCCUGCACUUCAGUCCAAACUGUAUGAGGGAUCUUCCCCCCAUUACAGGCCAGUCCACCUACCCCUCCUCUGUUCCCUGUAAGCCCAUCAGCCACCCGAGAGCCAACAAGUACAGCUUCCACAACAGGAAGUGUCCUACUCCUGGUUGUGAUGGUUCGGGCCAUGUGACGGGGCGUUUCACGGCCCAUCACUGCAUAUCCGGCUGCCCAUUGGCUGAGCGUAACCAAGGCAGGCUGAAGGCCGAACUGUCAGACUCCGAGUGCAAGAGGACCCUCUUCCUCAGCCAAAGACCCAAGAAGACCCAUUACCGUGGCAGGAUUGGCCGUCCUCCCAAAUACAGGAAGAACCAGCAGAGAGACUACCACAACCUGUCCUCAGAGGGAGUGUACCCGUCCCUGUUCAUGUCAGCUCUGAGCGGUCAGACAGACAGGACUCUGUCUCUCUGCUGGGAGCAGCACUGUAAGCUGCUGCCCGGCGUUCAGGGCAUUCACGCCAGCCAGGUGGCAGCAUGGAGCGUGGAAGAGGUCUUCAUGUUUGUACAGAAUCUAAUCGGCUGUGAAGAACAGGCUUGUCUCUUCAAAGAAGAGAUGAUUGACGGCGAGGCCUUCCUGCUGCUAACCCAGACCGACAUUGUGAAGAUCAUGAGCAUCAAGCUAGGCCCCGCCCUCAAGAUCUCCAACGCCAUCCUCAUGUUCAAGAGCACAGACGAGGUACUCAAGUGAUCCCGCCCUCACCUGACCUGGGAUCAUCAUGUGCCAAAUUCAUUCUGUUACAGGGAAAAAAGACCCUGACCCCUUUUUUCAUGUGUUUGGUGUCCUGUACCCAUCAGAGAGAGGGGGGUGGGGGGUGAGGUGCGAUCAGGGUUAAAGAGGAAAUAAAGGAGAGAGGUUAGAAGAAGAAAACAAAGGAAAUGCAUUACAGUAAUAUUUGUACUUUUACUUCCUGAAUGAGAAUCACUCAUAUUGAUGCAGGCCUUAACACAGGCAGUGUUGGGAAGAUUACUUUUUAUAUGUAAUAGGUUACAGAUUACUUACCCUAAAAAAGUAAAGUAGUGUCUCUUUUAAACCCUUCAUCAAGUAAUGUAACUCAUUACAUUUGGUUACUUUUCUAACAGAUUAGUUGAUUAGUAACUGUAGUUUGAUUCUCAGUAACUAACAACUAUAGUUAUUGUAGUAUAAUAAAAUAAUGCUGUUACAUGGAACUAGUAACUCCCCAAAAUUGUCAGAUACGUUAUGGAAAUAAAAAAGUACACAUGACAAUUUUUACAAGACAUACCGAGGUUCGGACUCA
This is a messenger RNA of Trematomus bernacchii (emerald rockcod), 3140 nucleotides long. RefSeq names its product L3MBTL histone methyl-lysine binding protein 1 (gene l3mbtl1). NCBI's taxonomy places the organism in Eukaryota, Metazoa, Chordata, Actinopteri, Perciformes, Nototheniidae. The transcript has 21 exons. Gene Ontology annotation, cellular component: nucleus. Gene Ontology annotation, molecular function: zinc ion binding; protein binding. Bases 17 to 2572 code for a protein of 851 amino acids. Gene Ontology annotation, biological process: regulation of DNA-templated transcription. The record is from RefSeq and is a predicted model, not a curated record.